CAGUAGUUCAAUUCUACCCACGUGCUCACCAUUGUUUUAAAAUGGCGCAUUAUAACUUCAAGAAGAUCACUGUUGUCCCUUCAGCAAAGGACUUCAUAGACAUUGUCCUCUCAAAGACGCAGAGGAAGACGCCCACAGUCGUCCACAAGCAUUACAAGAUCUCUCGUAUCCGCCAGUUCUACACUAGGAAGAUAAAGUACACUCAACAGAACUACCACGACAAGCUGGCCACCAUCUUGACAGAGUUCCCCAAACUAGACGACAUCCAUCCAUUCUAUGCUGACCUAAUGAACGUCCUGUACGACAGAGACCAUUACAAACUCGCUCUGGGGCAGCUCAAUAUAGCAAAGCAUCUAAUAGACAAUGUGGCAAAAGAUUACGUUCGUCUUACAAAAUUUGCAGAUUCUCUUUAUCGUUGUAAGCAGUUGAAGAGAGCAGCCCUGGGACGUAUGUGUACGAUAAUGAAACAGCAGAAGCAAAACUUGGAGUACCUAGAGCAGAUACGUCAGCACCUCUCCCGCCUGCCCUCCAUUGAUCCUAACACUCGUACCCUCCUCAUCUGUGGGUUCCCUAAUGUGGGCAAGUCCAGUUUCAUGAACAAGAUAACACGAGCUGACGUUGAAGUCCAACCCUACGCCUUCACCACCAAAUCCCUUUUCGUGGGUCACAUGGACUAUCGUUACCUUCGCUGGCAAGUGGUGGAUACCCCUGGUAUCCUGGACCACCCGCUGGAGGAAAGGAACACUAUUGAGAUGCAGGCAAUCACUGCACUAGCUCACCUAAGAGCAGCUGUUAUAUAUGUCAUGGACCUCUCUGGUCAGUGUGGGCAUGGCAUUGAAGAACAGAUUCAGCUGUUUGAGAAUAUACGACCUUUAUUCAGCCAGAAACCUUUACUGAUAGCACUGAAUAAAACUGAUAUAAUCACUCUUGAUGAACUCAGUGUAGAGGAGAGAGAACCAAUUGAGAAACUUUCCGGAGAAGGAUUACGUGUUUUAUCAAUGAGUACCGUACAGGAGGGAGGAGUCAUGGAAGUGAGGAACGCUGCAUGUGAUGCUUUGCUGAGUCAGCGUAUUGAGCAUAAGCUGAAGAGUAAGAAAAUGCCUGAUGUACUGAACCGGCUCCAUCUUGCGGUCCCUGCCCCCCGGGACGGGAAGGAAAGACCAGCCCAUAUACCCCCGGGGGCGAAAUCUCACAAGAAAUCACAACUCAUGGAAAUAGAUGAUGAUGAUGAUGGAAUGGGUGUGGUUUCUGAUUUAGCUCCUCCCACUCGUAAACUUGAGCGGGACAUAGAGUUGGAGCAAGGAGACGAUUAUUUGUUGGAUCUAAAGAAACGAUACCUGCUCCCCAACAAAGAGGAGAAGUAUGACGUGAUACCUGAGAUCUAUGAAGGUAAGAAUAUAUCUGAUUUCAUUGAUCCCGAGAUACUCGAGCGUCUUGAGAAACUGGAAAGAGAAGAGGAACUCCGAGUGGCUGCUGGUGAAUAUGAAUCGGAACCAGAAGACGAGGAGACUCUUCGUACCAGGAACCUUGCUCAAAAGAUAAGACGAAAGAGAGAGUUCCUGCACAAGAUUAACAUCAGCAAGAGAGUCCGUAAUCACCCCAUCAUGCCUCGGACCAGCAGACCAUUGCAACGUAUUAAAGACCCUGCUGUUAACAACAGUGCAAUGGAGACUGGCGAGGGGCCACUGGUAGAGACUAUGGAGGAGGACAGUGGUAGAGGAGUUACUAGGGGAAAGAAGAGAAUGAGAGAAGCAAGUCGAUCUGCUCCUCCUCAUGCUUCAAGGUCUGUGUCUAGAGCUCAGUCUGGAGUUAGACCCUCCGAGGUUGAGAAUGUCGCCAAGAAAAUGAAGAGAGCUCAGAAAUAUUUGAAUAAGAAGAGCAGGAAGGGAGAGGCAGAUAGAAAGAUAGUGACCAAGAUGCCAAAGCACUUGUUUGCUGGGAAAAGAAAAUCUGGAAAGACUUCUAGACGUUGAGCUAUGAUAUGAAAAGCCAAUAUUUUCAGAUUUGUUAAUUUAAAAAUUAUAAGUGUCUAGUAUACUUUAUUGUAAAUAUUAAGGUAUCAGCCAUUUUACUGUA
Molecule: messenger RNA, 2076 nt
Organism: Amphimedon queenslandica
Lineage: Eukaryota; Metazoa; Porifera; Demospongiae; Haplosclerida; Niphatidae
Product: nucleolar GTP-binding protein 1-like
Exons: 1
Coding region: 42-1973 (643 amino acids)
Molecular function (GO): GTP binding
Source: RefSeq, a predicted model, not a curated record